This is a messenger RNA of Angiostrongylus costaricensis, 2667 nucleotides long. The record is from the annotation of a GenBank genome assembly. NCBI's taxonomy places the organism in Eukaryota, Metazoa, Nematoda, Chromadorea, Rhabditida, Metastrongylidae.
AUGGGCGUGCCGAAGUUUUACCGAUGGAUUUCAGAGAGAUAUCCGUGUUUGAGCGAAGUCAUAGUUGACUCAGAGAUUCCGGAGUUUGACAACCUCUACUUGGAUAUGAACGGAAUCAUACACCACUGCUCGCACCCCGAUGAUAGCGACGUCAUGCUUCGAAUUCCUCAGGAACAAAUUUUCGCUGAUAUUUUUGCCUACGUUGACACCCUCUUUAACAUUAUUCGUCCAAAGAAAGUGUUUUUCCUUGCGGUGGAUGGUGUGGCCCCCAGAGCGAAGAUGAAUCAACAACGAGCCAGGCGGUUCAUGUCUGCGCGUACUGCAGAAGAACAAAUACAAGCCCUCAUACGAAAGGGUGAGGCCGUGCCGACUGAAAAACGUUUCGACUCCAACUGUAUCACACCAGGUACUGUCUUCAUGUCGGAACUGCACAAAGCGCUCUCCGCUUGGUUGAGUACUAAAAUCGAGAAGGAUGUUGCUUGGGGAAACAUUCGAGUGUAUUUGUCUGGACAUGAUUGUCCUGGUGAAGGUGAACAUAAAAUUAUGGAGUUCAUCCGACAUGAAAGGAGUUUAGAAGGAUAUGAUCCGAACACGAAGCACUGCCUAUAUGGCCUCGAUGCCGAUUUGUUAAUGCUCGGCAUAUGUUCACACGAACCGCAUUUCUCAUUGUUACGGGAAGAAGUGAGAUUCAGCAGACCUCAAUCAAAGAGAACUGGUGUUUCAUCUAUAAAAUUUCAUCUCUUACACCUUUCUCUUCUAAGAGAAUACUUAUCGUGGGAGUUCUAUCCCCUCAAGACUACUUUGCCUUUCGCAUAUGAUAUGGAACGUAUCGUGGAUGAUUGGAUUUUAAUGGGUUUCCUCGUUGGUAACGAUUUCAUCCCACAUUUACCACAUGUUCACAUUCAUGAGGAUGCACUUCCUUUGUUAUAUCAAACAUAUAUCCAAGUUUUACCUACAUUAGAUGGUUACAUAAACGAGUCAGGAAUUUUGCAUUUGAAACGUUUCGAGAUCUUCUUGAAAGCUUUUGCUGCAAAUGACCGUCGCUACUUUUUACAAAAGUGUGGAGAUGAAAGGUAUAUGCGAAGCAAGACUGGGAAUUAUCCUAAAGAAAAGGUGCGCUUCUUACUUUCAAGUAUAAAUUGUUGGACGAAGGCUGUUAGCAACUCAUUUCGUCGACACAAGCGAGAGUAUUAUCGGGAGAAAUUGAAGUUCGAGAACAUUUCGAAGUCCGAACUUCGUGAGCAAGCGGAAGGUUAUGUGAGAGCCGUGCAAUGGAAUUUACACUAUUACUACCGGGGCUGUGUCUCGUGGAAUUGGUACUAUUCUCACCAUUACGCACCGUACAUCUCAGAUGUUAUCGAUUUCUCUAACAUGGAUAUCACGUUUGAGCUUGGCGAGCCGUUUAAACCAUUCGAACAGUUGUUGGCAGUGCUUCCUAUCGCCAGUAGCGAAUGCCUUCCACCAUCUCUUAGGGAAUUAAUGUGCGAUAAAGAAUCACCGAUAGCCGAUUUCUACCCAACUGACUUUCGAACCGAUUUGAACGGAAAGAGAAAUGAUUGGGAAGCUGUCGUGUUGAUUCCAUUUAUCGACGAGAAAAGACUUUUGUCAGCGAUGGAAAGUAAGAUGCUGUUACUUACUUCUGAAGAAAAGUGUCGUAAUACUUUCGGCGACAUACUCGUCUUUACAUCCAGUUGUACAAAUUCGAACAAGUAUCUUUCGGUUCAAAAAAAAAAAUCAACAUUGUUGAGGUGUUCCACCCUCCCGAGAGACGCUUUUCAUCUGGAUCCGCAAUCUAUUAAAUAUGGACUUUUACCAAAUGUGAAAAUGGACGUCUACUUUCCAGGAUUUCCAACCAUGAAACACCUACCCCAUUCAGCUGAACUUAAGCAGGUGUUGAUUCUUUUCCAGUAUCGCGACAAUACAAUAUCACCUUCUUUUUUAUUUUUAUACCUCAUUCGCAGCCAUACUGGGUUUAGGAGAACUGUUAAUAAUUCUACUGUUGUUAGAGUACUUGCAGGGUUGAAAACUUUAAAUUCCAUCCUAGUGCUUUAUCGUGGAUUUUUAACGAUAUGGAUUAGCUACAGGAAUAAGUUAAUACCAAUUUCUUCCUGGAUAUUCCGCGACCUUUUUUCGUACUUGGAGAAGGCAAACUCUACCGAUGAUGCUUAUCUGGCUAGCGAUAUUUGGGAGAAUAAAGAAAAACGCGAGGCCGAGCUAUAUGAAGGAAAAUCCUGUCCUGACGCCGACGCUGAUUUCAUAUUGCUGGAUCGUGUGAAUACAAAUGUUUCUAAGGGGACCGAAAUUCCGUUUGGUCUGCAAGGAACUGUUGUAGGACUUUAUUCUACUAAGGUAGAUGUUCUCUUUGAUCAAGAUACUAAUUUCCUUUAUAAAUAUUUUUUAAACCGUUUUUCUAGUCCACCGGUAGAAAGCAUUUCAGCUUUUCAAGAACGUACUCAAUACAAUGAACCUAUACCCACAAUAGUGCUGAAAUAUUUGCAAAACUCCGCACCUCAGGUGUGUGCUCUGGGAACGAGCUCGCUGUUACCCUUUCCGAGGACUAACGCGUUCGCCACCACACUAUGCGGGUCCUUCGUUUCGCCGUUCUCUCGGCCUUUUUUCUCGAAUGCAUGGAGUGAUGGUGGGCGCGUUAGCACCCGGAAAGGGUAA